Messenger RNA from Adineta steineri, 1635 nucleotides. The record is from the annotation of a GenBank genome assembly. NCBI's taxonomy places the organism in Eukaryota, Metazoa, Rotifera, Eurotatoria, Adinetida, Adinetidae.
AUGUCAACACCACUAAAGAAUUUCGUCAAGUUCAACACAACGUAUCAUGAAGUAUGUUCAGAUAAAUUUGAUUUAGACAAUUUAUAUAAAUGGCUUACACCGUAUGGUUAUACUGGUGGUUAUAUCAUUGAAAAUAUCAGGCAUGGUGGGCCUAUGUUCAAAGCUCUCAAAUCAUUUUGCGAACUAUCGGAAGAAACAGUCAACAAUGCAAUCGAUGAAUUCAACGAAACACAAUUAGUCACUGAAAAUCUUUUGACGCAUGAUAUUUUCACGUCUCGUAUUAAAUCGAGUCUAUCAGAUUUUAAAUCUAUGACACCCAUGCAGUUUCUUGAUCUCCUCAUGCUUAUUAAGGACACAACAUGGGCUAAUCAAUUUAUUACUAUAUUCCGGACAAAUUAUCAACUUAUUGUUCGAAAUGACACGGGUCAUGUCCGACCACAUCCACCUGAAGAAGAACUACGAACUCAACGACGAAUGACACGUGUCUAUUUAUUCAUCGUUAUUUUAGCAAUCGGUAUUAUUACGUGGAUUACUGCACUCACCUAUCAAACAAAGACAAUCUCUAUGAACGAACCGACAUUUGACGUCUACCAAAGUUUAGAACAGUUAGCCGAUUGUCCAUGCGCGAAUGUAUCUAUUCCCUAUCAUACAUUUAUUGGCUUGAAAAUGUCAUUUCAUGAAGUUUGCUCAAGUGAUUUUACCGAUUUGCAUAGUGAUUGGAUGGCAAUGCUCUACUCUUCCUUUUUGCAUGAAAUCAAGUCUGAAGAUAACGUACCUACUUUUCAACGUAUGGCUCUCUCACACUUUCAAGCUUUACAAGCCAUCUGUGAGACAAGCAUGCACAGUGCUAAAACUGAGCUCUCUCUUUUCUUGAAUUCGACUUUCUACUCUACUAGUAUGAUCGGAUCCGAUGUAUUUCAGAAACAAAUAGAUGCUACACUUUUCAAUUUUAAGUCAAAUUCAUUAUCAUCAAACUAUAAUCAUUCACUUGAAUUGAUUCGUAGUAUGUAUUCGAGCAAUGCAUUUAUUUCAGCAUUUGGUACCAAUUGGUCUCCAGUACUUCGAGAGGUGGAGGAAAACGCGAAAAUCUACAUGCAAGCUCAAAAGUACAAUAUGUCAUCGUGUAGCUGCGCAACGUCUACAACAUGCGUAGAAACAAUGAAAUUGAGACUCGAGUCGAGAUCACCAUGGGUAGUGCCGGGAAUGUUAUCUGGUUGUCUGCCAUUAGAUUCGAUGCUUGAAUCUACUUUAGAAUGUUUAUACGAUCAAGCUUGUAUUGAUAUGAUAAGUGAUGCACUUAAUUCCACUAUACGUUAUACUCCACUCAUUGCCGAUCAUACUCGUUUUCAUCCAAUCAGUAUCAUGAAACUUGACAAUAUUACAAAACAAUUUUUCAUUGAGAAGUGGUCGGAAAGUGUUUCUUUUGAGGCAUAUUUCAAUGCUUGUCACACAGAAAAAUGUUCAUAUACAAUUUCCAAACGUUUCAAUAUUGGAUAUAUCUCAUCUACAGUUAUCGCUUUUUAUGGUGGUCUUAGUGUUGGGCUUAAGCUUACUAUUCCUCUUGUCUUCAAAAUUGUUAAAAAGUGUCUCUCAAACCGAAACAGUCGACGAGUGAUCUCUAUCAACACUUCUUAA